UAACAAGUGACAGGGGUCUCACUCCAUUAAUAAACAACCUUAUAAAGAGAGAGUUUGUGAGAUUAGAACAAAAUCUGGCAGGCCGCAGCCAGGGGUUUCAAUGGAUACCACACAAGAAAAACAGGAGGAAAAUGUAGAAAGUUGUGUGGAGGAGUCCAUUGUUGAGAGCCGGAAGAAUGACCGGAAAGGAAAACGUAUUGUCGAAGAGAAGGCGGAGAGGCUGAAGAAGGUCGAGGAUAAGAGGGCAAAAUGCUGCGUCGGGAAUGCUAUUUCACUCGCACUAAGAAGCUAUUUGAAAUUAAAGGACGUGGAUAUAAAAAUUGAAGAAGGAAUCAAAUACAUGGUGGAAAGAAAGCACAAAGAAGCAGCGCCAAUCACACGAGGCUUUUCGUCAAUUGAAACUGAGCUUAAUUGUUUGGACGGAAUUACAGAAACAACAAAGCUGGAAAGGGAAAAGAAUCUGCUGCUAAUCCUAAAGAGAUUUCAGUCACCAGAUGGUAGCCAUUCCAUCAUACUUGUGGCUGGUAGAUUGAGAUUGAAGAUUCUCUCUACAGAUUAUUUUUGCCUAUUCCGGGUGUUGGUGAGGAAAAUAUUAUUGACAAUAUGGGGAUUGAUAGAGGGCUGAAAGCAUUGGCCGAUGGCUGUCCAAAUUUUCGCAAAUUAGCUUUUAUUGGUGGAAGUGAGUUGGGAUUGUUGAGUGUGGCCGAGGAAUGUGAGACCUUGCAAGAACUUGAAUUGCACUAGUGUAAUGAUAAUCUGCUGAGAGGAAUUUGCUGCUUGUGAGAAUUUGCAAAUUCUGAAAUCUGAGUCCUUGUCCUGUUCUUGAGCGGUUGCAUUUGCAGAACUGUCAACUACGGGAUAAAAAGAGUGCUAAAGCAUUGUUUAUUACUGGUGGUGCUGUGAAGGAGAUUUUCAUCGGUGAUUGCUGGGGACUGGCGGAUGACUUAUUCAGCUUUGCAUGUCAUUGCUGGAACUAUUGGAGGAGUUCUGGCAAUUUUUGGAAUCUACUGAGGACACCAACUCGAACAAAAAGUGUCCCGCUUUCCUUUCCAAAGGGAGAAGGAUGUCAACGAAUCACACAUUGGAUGUUUGGACUUUCUCAACUACUUGUUUCUGGCGAAGCGGUACUCCCAUUGACUUUCUCUUAAUAUUAAUAAAAUAUGUUCUCUAAGUCUACUCUGAGUCGGGAAUUAAAAUGGUUAAGUAGAGAGAGACAGUUUGUGAGAGUAGAACAUAAUCUUGCAGCUCUCAGCCAGAGGUUUCAACGGAGACAAAAGAGGAGGAAAAUAAGAGGUAGGAAGAACAA
Molecule: messenger RNA, 1306 nt
Organism: Cucurbita pepo subsp. pepo (vegetable marrow)
Lineage: Eukaryota; Viridiplantae; Streptophyta; Magnoliopsida; Cucurbitales; Cucurbitaceae
Source: RefSeq, a predicted model, not a curated record